UACGACAGUUACAACAGUCGAUGUUUACAGUCCUUGACAGUGGGUGAAUCCGUCGAUGGCUUCUGUGUAAAUGUAGAUCGUCGAUGCACCCCUGUAAUCAACGAUUUGUCAAACUAUUUCGUCAAAAAUGGAAAAAGGGUUGCAAUUGGAGGAAAGUCUCUUGGGGAAUAAGCAGGACCGUGGAACAGCACGGAAAGAACAUCCAAGUGAUAGCUCUGGCUGUGGGUUAGGAACAUUCCGUCCAAAAUGGUUACAACACUUAGCCCACACCAGAUCCUUCAUGAUCGUGUACGGACUGCUCGGAAUGGUGCAAUCCAUGACAUUCGUUUAUUUUAUAGCCACGCUGACAACGUUAGAAAGACAAUUUGGCAUACCCAGCCGAACAACCGGAGUCAUGAUCAGUGGAAAUGAAGUCAGCCAGAUACUCCUGUCGCUGGUUCUCACCUACGCAGGAGGGCAAAGAAACCGUCCUCUAUGGCUGGGUUGGGGUGUGGCAUUGUCAGGUAUAUCCUGUUUUAUCAUCACUCUGCCACAUUUUAUAUAUGGACCUGGGAAUCAUGCUCUCUCUUUUACUAAAGAAUACAUUGAAGAACAUGGAAUUAACCAGACAUCGAUUGAUCUAAAAGAAAAGAUGGGCUUGUGUUCUAAAGAGAGAUCUGUAAAAGACUGUGAUAUGGGAGAAUAUUCCGUAAUCCCAUCAGUUCUUGUAUUUAUUUCUCAAUUCAUUCUUGGUAUCGGCAGUACUCUUUACUAUUCCCUCGGUCAAACUUACAUCGAUGACAACACAAAAAAGACAAAAACUCCAAUGGUAUUAGGAUUCACUUUUGCCUUAAGGACAAUAGGGCCAUCAAUCGGUUUUGUAGUUGGAUUCCUUUGUCUGAGCGUUUAUGUGAGCCCAAAUUUGACUCCUCUUAUUGAUAAAAAAGACCCAAGAUGGAUUGGAGCAUGGUGGCUAGGCUGGUUGGUAUUGGGCUCAGUGAUGCUUGUAUUUGCAUUCCUUAUAUCUUUAUUUCCAAAACAUUUGCCCCCAAGUAAAAAUAAAGUCGACGAUAAGAUGAACGUCAAAAAGAAGUCAGAAACUCCACUUUCUGAAAAAGAAGCUCCUUCUUUUAAAGAGUUUCCCACAGCUUUGAAAAGAUUGCUCAAAAAUAAACUACUCGUCAUUAAUAUAUUCUCAGGUGUGUUUUACAUUCUCGGUAGCUCUGCUUAUAUUACAUAUUUAGCAAGAUACAUUGAAGUCCAGUUUGAAAAAAGUGCAACAAAUGCAACUAUUGUACUUGGUCCUGCGGUACUCGGUGCUAUGGUCAUCGGGUUCCUGAUUUCAGGCUAUGUCAUAUCAAAGUUUAAACCAAGACCAAAAUACCUUCUAGGAUGGAAUGUUAUUGUCGGAAUGGUGUAUAUUGUGGGUGAAAUCACUCUUAUGUUUAUAAGUUGUCAGGACACAAAUUUAGUCGGCUUUAACAGAGAUACAAAUAGAAUAGAUGUAAUCAACCACUGUAACAAUGAUUGUGGCUGUGAAAAUCUAAAGUAUUCACCAGUAUGCUAUGAAGAAAAACUGCUGACUUUUUACAGCGCUUGCCAUGCCGGUUGUCAUCAAGCUAACAAAGGCGAUAAGAACAAAACUUAUGAAAACUGCAUGUGCUUAUCAAACGACCCAGAAGAGAGUGCUGAGUAUGAAACAUACAUUUUGAAAGAUGGGCCAUGUCUCAUGCCAUGUGGAUACAAUUUUCAAAUAUUUAUAGGCCUUAUGUGCAUCAUGCAGCUUUUAGGGAGCAGUGGGAAAAUUGGAAACCUUCUAGUCAAUUAUAGAGCUGUGUUACCUGAAGACAAAUCGUUUGCGCAGGGUUUUGCUUUAUUGUUAAUAAGUUUAUUGGCUUUUAUUCCUGGGCCAAUAUUGUUUGGUGCUAUUAUGGAUGCUUCAUGCCUAAUUCGAGAUAGCGAUUGUGCAGAAAAAGGAAACUGCUGGUUUUAUGACAAACAUUCAUUCAGGACUAAUUUAAAUAUGGCAUCCGUUGCUUUUACAAGCAUAGGAGUGAUCCUCGACGGUUUAGUCUGCUACAUGGGAAGAAAUCUUCCCCUUUAUGAUGAGGAAGAGCAAGCAGAGGAAAAUGGACAAAUCAAAACAAGCUCAAUGUAAACAUACAAAAAAAUGAAAAUUGUUAUUUUACUUAAUUGGAAAGUACCUGUUUUGUGUACAUAAAAAUUGUACA
Cimex lectularius (bed bug) is the source of this 2210-nucleotide messenger RNA. It is a transcript of the gene Oatp33Ea, whose product is annotated as solute carrier organic anion transporter family member 4C1. Bases 128 to 2137 code for a protein of 669 amino acids. Gene Ontology annotation, biological process: sodium-independent organic anion transport; transmembrane transport. NCBI's taxonomy places the organism in Eukaryota, Metazoa, Arthropoda, Insecta, Hemiptera, Cimicidae. The record is from RefSeq and is a predicted model, not a curated record. Gene Ontology annotation, cellular component: membrane. The transcript has 13 exons. Gene Ontology annotation, molecular function: protein binding.